Molecule: messenger RNA, 2926 nt
Organism: Suncus etruscus (white-toothed pygmy shrew)
Lineage: Eukaryota; Metazoa; Chordata; Mammalia; Eulipotyphla; Soricidae
Gene: STRN4
Product: striatin 4
Exons: 18
Coding region: 1-2283 (760 amino acids)
Cellular component (GO): dendrite
Molecular function (GO): protein-containing complex binding; armadillo repeat domain binding; calmodulin binding
Source: RefSeq, a predicted model, not a curated record
AUGAUGGAGGAGCGAGCGGCCGCCGCCGUCGCCGCCGCCGCCGCCGCCUCCUGCCGCCCGCUCGGCUCCGGCCCCACGGGGGCGGCCCCUGUCGCCGCCGCAGCCCCCGGCCCCGGCCCCGGCCCGGCCGCCAAGGGGGGCUCCGGCGGCGGGGGCAGCCCCGGCCCCCCGGCGGGCCCCGAGCCCCUGAGCCUGCCCGGCAUCCUGCACUUCAUCCAGCACGAGUGGGCGCGCUUCGAGGCCGAGAAGGCGCGCUGGGAGGCCGAGCGCGCCGAGCUGCAGGCUCAGGUCGCCUUCCUGCAGGGGGAGCGGAAGGGCCAGGAGAACCUCAAGACAGACCUGGUGAGGCGGAUCAAGAUGCUGGAGUAUGCGUUGAAGCAGGAGAGGGCCAAAUAUCAUAAGCUGAAGUUUGGGACCGACCUGAACCAGGGGGAGAAGAAGCCAGAGCCGUCGGAGCCAGUGUCCAAUGGCCCCGUGGAGUCGGUCACUCUGGAAAACACCCCGCUGGUGUGGAAGGAGGGCCGGCAGCUCCUGCGACAAUACCUGGAAGAGGUGGGCUACACCGAUACCAUCCUGGACAUGCGCUCCAAGCGUGUACGAUCCCUCCUGGGCCGUGCCCCAGAGCUCAAUGGCACGGCUGAGCCCAGCGAGGGGGCCCCCAGACCCACACCGGGCCCCGGUGCGCUCAGCGGUGGGGAAUCUCUGCUGGUGAAGCAGAUUGAGGAGCAGAUCAAGAGGAACGCAGCGGGCAAGGACGGCAGGGAGCGCCGGGCUGGCUCGGUGCUGGAGCAGGUCCCCUUCCUGCAGAACUGCGAGGAUGAGGACAGUGACGACGACGACGAGCUGGACAGUGGACAGCACAAGAAAGCGCGUGGGAAGCUGCCGUCCAAGGCCUUAGGGCCCGAGAUGGAGGACGAAGACGAGGAGGAUGACUCGGAGGACGCCAUCAACGAGUUCGACUUCCUGGGCUCCGGGGAGGAUGGCGAUGGCUCAACAGACCCACGGCGCUGCACUGGGGAUGGGGCCCCCCACGAGCUGGAGAGCCGGCGGGUCAAACUGCAGGGGAUUCUGGCUGACCUUCGGGAUGUGGAUGGGCUGCCCCCCAAAGUGACCGGCCCGCCUCCUGGCACACCCCAGCCCCGGCCGCACGAAGGGUCCUUUGGCUUCUCCUCAGACGUUUUCAUCAUGGACACUAUCGGGGGCGGGGAGGUGAGCCUGGGGGAUUUGGCCGAUCUGACUGUCACCAACGACAACGACCUCAGCUGUGACCUCUCCGACAGCAAAGAUGCCUUCAAGAAGACCUGGAACCCCAAGUUCACGCUCCGCUCACACUACGACGGCAUCCGCUCGCUGGCCUUCCACCACAGCCAGUCGGCGCUGCUCACCGCCUCUGAGGAUGGCACGCUGAAGCUCUGGAACCUGCAGAAGGCUGCCUCGGCCAAGAAGAACGCUGCGUUGGACGUGGAACCCAUCCACGCCUUUCGGGCUCACAGGGGCCCGGUGCUGGCCGUGACCAUGGGCCCCGGCAGCGAGUGCUGCUUCAGCGGGGGCGCCGAUGCCUGCAUCCGCAGCUGGAAGGUCCCCGAUCUCAACAUGGACCCUUAUGAUGGCUACGAUCCCAGUGUGCUGAGCCAUGUCCUGGAGGGCCACAGCGAUGCGGUGUGGGGCCUGGCCUUCAGUGGCGUGGCCCAGCGCCUGGCCUCCUGCUCGGCCGACGGCACCGUCCGCAUCUGGGACCCCAGCGGCCGUGGCCCUGCCUGCCUCUGCACCUUCCCCGCGGCCAGUGAGCACGGCACCCCCACCUCCGUGGCCUUCACCAGCACCCAGCCUGCCCACGUGGUGGCGUCCUUCCGCUCCGGUGACACCGUCCUCUAUGACCUGGAGGCCGCCAGUGCCCUCCUGACGCUCGAGUCACGUGGGAGCAGUGGCCCAAUGCAGAUCAACCAGGUAGUGAGUCACCCCAGUGAGCCCCUCACCAUCACCGCCCAUGACGACAGAGGCAUCCGCUUCCUGGACAACCGGACAGGGAAAGCCGUGCACUCCAUGGUGGCCCACCUGGAUGCUGUCACCUGCCUGGCUGUGGACCCCAACGGCAUGUUUCUGCUGUCGGGAAGUCACGACUGCUCACUGCGCCUAUGGAGCCUAGACAACAAGACGUGCGUGCAGGAGAUCACGGCACACCGCAAGAAGCACGAAGAGGCCAUCCACGCCGUGGCCUGCCACCCCAGCAAGGCGCUCAUUGCCAGCGCCGGCGCCGAUGCCCUGGCCAAGGUCUUCAUCUGAUGCCCAUGGCCCUGCCCUGGCGCCGGGCAGGGGGCCGGAGGUGACUCCUGCCUUACUCCUGCUGGCCUGGGCCUGGAGGUGCUACGGACCCAUCCUCCCUCAGGAGGCCCUCCUGGAUGCCUGCCUUCCCCAACAUGCGGCCUGGGGUAUCAACACCUCCGGAGAGCCCACCAGGAUGACCCCUGGGAGUUUCUUCUCUACCAGAUCCUUGGCUCCCGGACCCUGAGCUGCUUUCUCUGGGGGCAGCACAGCCAAGCCAAGGCUGGGUGUCCUUGGGAUCACUCUACUUUUCCAAGACGCCAGAAGGUGCCAGUUUCUCUUUGAACCCAACUCUUCUCCAUCCUCUUGAACUUGGGUGGGAACUGGGCUGGGCAGAGCCCCAGACCCCUUGCUCGGGGCCCCCUGGGGAGCCAUGGAACCAGCCUGGCCUCCCUCCAGGUCCUUCUAGGGUGGCCUGGCUACAGCAGCCCCUCCCCGCGGCCCCUCCACACUACUGGGCACCCCCAGGGCCCGCAGCUGCUGGGGAACAGACACUGCCCUGGGGGGUGCCCCCACCUCCCCUCACUCUGGGGCAUGGUGGGUGGAGUGGGGUUCCCCCCCGACUCCCUGUAUAUCUGUAUAAAUAAACGGGAUUUUAAUGGAG